UAACUUGCUCUCCAUGGCUAUAACAGGAAUCCACAGUUUGUCUAAACAUGGUUCACUAAUCCGUUAAUUAGAUUACCGUUCUCUCCUCAGUGCCUACUAUUCUUAAGCAGUCGCUGUAACGACACAGAAAAGAGAACCUGCCUUUCAUAUAGUCUAUUUUUUUUUUUUUGGCUAGAAAUUUUCUGAAAAAGCAAAAAGUUGUUUUCAGAGAUGGCUGCUGUCUCUUUAACUGUGGUGACUCUAAUCUGCUUGAUUGGCCUAGCUGAUGCACAAGGAGGUGAAAAGGUGUACUCUGACAACAUCACUCGCAUUUUGGACAGACUUUUGGAUGGUUAUGACAACAGACUGCGGCCCGGUUCAGGAGGUGGCAUUACAGAGGUGAAAACGGACAUCUUUGUCACCAGCUUUGGGCCUGUUUCAGAUGUUGAGAUGGAAUACACCAUGGACAUGUUCUUCCGCCAGAUGUGGGUCGACGAGCGGCUGAAGUUCGAGGGCCCCAUUGAAAUCUUACGUCUUAACAACCGCAUGGUGGACAAAAUUUGGACACCAGACACCUUUUUUAGAAAUUCAAAGAAGUCCAUUUCCCACAACAUGACCACACCCAACAAGCUCUUCCGCAUAAUGCAGAACGGCACUGUCCUCUACACCAUGAGGCUAACAAUCAGCGCAGAGUGUCCCAUGAGGCUCAUGGAUUUCCCCAUGGACGGCCACGCCUGUCCUCUCAGGUUUGGAAGCUACGCGUACACCAACACUGAAAUCAUUUUCACCUGGAGAAAGGGGCUGAAAGGGUCCGUCGAGUGUCCCAAAGAGUCGAUGAGUCUCCUGCAAUACGAUCUGGUGGGACAGAUCUUGUCCAGUGAGAUAACCAAGUCAAAUACAGGUCAUUAUUCUGUACAGGUGGUCCAUUUCCUUCUCCAGAGAAAGCUCGGCUACUACCUCAUACAGACCUACAUCCCCCUCAUCAUGAUCGUCGUGCUGUCGCAGGUUUCCUUCUGGAUCAACAAGGAGUCCGUUCCUGCGCGUACGGUCGCCGGCGUCACCACGGUGCUGACCAUGACCACCUUGAGCAUUAGUGCUCGGCAGUCUUUGCCCAAAGUUGCCUAUGCCACGGCCAUGGACUGGUUCAUCGCCGUAUGCUUUGCCUUCGUGGCCUCCGCCCUCGUCGAGUUUGCGGCUGUAAACUACUUUGCCACCUUGCAGGCACACCGCCUGAAGAAGAAGAGAGCCAGACAAGAUAGGCUGGAGGUGCUGGCUGCCGGCAGCGACGAUGAUGACACGAUUUCUACGGACAGCGGCCUUCGGGAAGGCCUGAAGAGGAGGAACCACUCAGUGAGCUACAGCGAAGCUGGAGAUAUCCCUUCGGUGCCCAUCUUCCUCCAGCAGGGUUCGGCUUUUCCUCAAAUCCCUCAGCUUGCUGGAACAAGCCCGAUCGACCUCUACGCCCGCAUCCUCUUCCCCCUGACCUUUGCCCUUUUUAACUUAGGGUACUGGUACAUGUACUUGACCAAAGAAACCAUGGAGUGGGCCACGGACAUGGAUCUGGAAAACUAAGAAGAGCUGGGGAGGGGGGGGGGGGG
Messenger RNA from Fundulus heteroclitus (mummichog), 1577 nucleotides. RefSeq names its product gamma-aminobutyric acid type A receptor subunit alpha6a (gene gabra6a). The record is from RefSeq and is a predicted model, not a curated record. Gene Ontology annotation, cellular component: dendrite membrane; neuron projection; GABA-A receptor complex. The transcript is spliced from 10 exons. Gene Ontology annotation, biological process: regulation of postsynaptic membrane potential; signal transduction; nervous system process. Bases 211 to 1551 code for a protein of 446 amino acids. Gene Ontology annotation, molecular function: benzodiazepine receptor activity; GABA-A receptor activity; GABA-gated chloride ion channel activity. NCBI's taxonomy places the organism in Eukaryota, Metazoa, Chordata, Actinopteri, Cyprinodontiformes, Fundulidae.